Messenger RNA from Limulus polyphemus (Atlantic horseshoe crab), 942 nucleotides. Its product is annotated as cold and drought-regulated protein CORA-like. The transcript has 2 exons. The record is from RefSeq and is a predicted model, not a curated record. The coding region runs from base 1 to 942 and encodes 313 amino acids. NCBI's taxonomy places the organism in Eukaryota, Metazoa, Arthropoda, Merostomata, Xiphosura, Limulidae.
AUGCACUUAUCAAGGGCCUUGAGGGUCCAUGUUGGCCUCUGUGUGCUGUUGGUUUCUUUGGCCAUUGCCGAAGAAGUCAAAGAAAAGGAAAAUGUUGCUGACAUCAAGGCAGAAGAAGCACAACAAGUAGAUCUGCAAGUUGCCGAGACUGGUUAUGGUGGAGGAUACGGAAAAAAACACAAUUAUGGUCAUGGUUACGGCCAUUAUGGAGGCGAUUAUCAUCAUGGUGGAAAAGAUUAUAAAAAUCACGAUGAUUAUGGAGGUAAGCACAAAUACGACAAGGGAGGGCAUUAUUAUGAUAAAUAUGGUAAAGACAAACACGGAUAUUAUGGACAUGGCGAAAAGCACGGAAAAAAGUACGGUAGCGACCAAUAUGGCGGCAAUGGUAAAAAAGGAGGUCAUUAUGGAGACGACUAUUAUAAGGCCUACGGACAUAAAAAACAUGGUAACAAGAAUGUGUACCACAAGGAAGAAUACAAGGAUGACAAAUCAUAUUAUGAUGAUUUCCAUGACAAAGACUAUGGAAAGAAGUAUAAAGACUACCAUGACUAUUAUGACCACCAUGCUGGCAAACACUAUAAGAAAUAUGACAACAAGAAAUAUCAUGGUGGAAACAAAUAUGGUGACGACUACCACAAAUACGGAAAGGGAGGAUACGAUGACUAUUAUGGCAAAGAUUACAAGGAUGGAAGUAAAUACUACAAGGAUGGGCAUGGAUAUAAGAGUGGUGGAGGUGGCUACAAAAAAGGUGGCUACGGAGGCUAUAAUAAUCAUGGUGGUGGUGGAUACGGAGGACAUGGCGGUGGCCAUGGAGGAUAUGGUGGCGGUGGCUAUGGAGGGCAUGGUGGCGGUGGUUAUGGAGGAUAUGGUGGCGGUGGCCAUGGAGGAUAUGGUGGUGGUGGUGGUUAUGGAGGAUAUGGAAAAGGUGGUUAUGGGGGGUAA